CCGCCGCACGCCCGCCACACGCACGCUAUCGCCAGCACCAUGCGAGUCCUCCUCGUCGCCGUCCUCGCCCUCGGCGCCGCCCUGGCCAAGCCGCCGCCCGCCUUCGGCCCCCCAGCCGCCGCCCCGUGGGCCGCAUACGCCGCAGCAAAGCCGGGUAAGCCGGGCCCUGUGUUCAGCCGCUCGCUGGUCGGUCUGGGCGGGGUGGGGGCCCCUGACACAUCAGCCCCAGAGGAUGAGUUCCCAUCGUCUGGCAUGGGCACGGGACCCUUGGGGUCCAUGGGGCCCAUGGGGCCCAUGUCACCCUUCAUGAAGAUCAAGCCGUUCCUGCCCACCAAGCCCACGUUCAUGCCGCCCGUCGUGGACCCAUCCAAGUUCAUCGACAUGAAGGCCAGCCUGCUCAACAGCCUGUUCCCCGGGGGCUUCCCUCCGGCGGGCCCCGCGGGGCUGGCCGGCGCCGCCCCCGCCGCCUACAGCGGGCUCGCCGCACGGGCCCUCAGCCCCUUCGCUGCCCCCGCCGGCCCAUUCGCACCCGCCUCCCCCGUGGCCAAGCCGCCGCCCCCGGCCUUCCUGGCCGACCUGUUCAAGGCCCUGAGCAUCAACAAGACGGUGGCGGAUCCCGCCGCCCCCGCCGCGGCCUUCCCCGGAGCGUACCCGGGCGGUGCGCCCGUGCCGCCGGUGGUCGACCCUGGCGUCUUCAUCUCCAAGAAGGCUAAGUUCCUGAGUGACCUGUUCGCCGGGAUGGCCACGACCACCCCGGCACCCGAGCCCGCGUCCCCCGAUCCCGCUGCCGUCAACGCCCAGCUCGCCGCCUCCCUGCAGAAGCUGCUCGACGCGCUGGCCACCCCCCAGGACGUCUCCGAGGACGAGCCGGCGCCCGUCGGCAAGGCGAGGCGCGCGGCCGACACGGCGCUGCUGGUGGCGGACGCCAAGGACAAGGUGGUGGACACCAUCAUCGCCCAGCUCGCCGAGCUCAAGGACGGCAUGGUGGGUGCCGUCAGCGACCUCGCAGCGGCCCAGAAGGCCGCGGAUGCCGCCGUAGCCGCCGCCACCCCCGCACCCUCCAAGAAGCCGCUGUCCCCCUACGCGGCGAUGUGGGCCAAGCCGACCCCGGGGGCCACCGCCGCCCCCACCAGGCCUCCCGUCGCCGUCGAGCCGGUGCGCCAGAAGGUGGUGCUCCUCGGGCAGGUGUUCGACAUGCUCACCGAGAUAGAGAAGAACAUCACCGACGCGAUGACGGUCCCCGCCCAGCCCGAGGCCUUCGCCGAGGAGACCACAACAGCCACCCCGGACCUGAUGGACAUGGUGAAGGCCAAGAUCAACCAGGUGAUUGCCCAGACUAACGGUAGCAGCCCGCCGGCACCCCUCAACAGGACGGCGCCCGUCUUCACGUCUGCAGCGAAGAGUCUGAGGCUGGCAGGCGAGGCCCCCGCGCCCGCUGCUGGCCCCGCCGUGGACCCCACUUUCUGGAUCCCGGACUCUGCUAUCGUGGGCCCAGAUGCCUACCUCGCUAAGACUAAAGCCUUCCUAUCCACC
Frankliniella occidentalis (western flower thrips) is the source of this 1533-nucleotide messenger RNA. Its product is annotated as DNA translocase FtsK 1. Lineage: Eukaryota; Metazoa; Arthropoda; Insecta; Thysanoptera; Thripidae. The record is from RefSeq and is a predicted model, not a curated record.